UUUACUAGCUGUGCUUUCACGAAGAACAUUCAAAGUAAAGGCUUAGUUAAGAACACUUUGCUGUUGAGGUCUUGAAGAAAAUUUCUUUAACAAACUGUUCCAUCAGAGUUUUUGUAUGUGUGGACGAAUUGAGAAAAUUCAUCCUUCUCCACAUUUAUCCAUAGUUAAUCAAUUUGAUGAACGUCUGAAAAGAGAUGGGUCCCCGUACAGCAGACAAUGCUUCUAAGAAUGAAAAGGCCACCACGAGUAGUUGUGUCGGUCCAGCAAAACCCCGGCUGAGAAGCAGCAGCGAUGGAAACAUUUACACCAGAAGGGCAGUUGGUGGCCACAGUUCAUCCUCCUCCUUGACACUCUCCAGCCCUAAAUCAGUCCUGAAAAGACCAGUGAGCACGGAGGAGCUCAUAACGCCAGGAGGCCCCUACAUCAAGAAAACAUUUACAAUUGUGGGUGAUGCAGUAGGCUGGGGGUUUGUGGUCAGAGGACAGCAGCCAUGUUACAUUCAGGCUGUGGAGCCUUUUGGUCCAGCUGCUGCUGCUGGAAUAAAGGUACGGCAGUUUGUGGUAUCUGUGAAUGGUCUUAAUGUUCUCGAUCUGGACUACCGGACAGUCCGCCACCUGAUUCUGACCGGACCCAAAACUGUAGUGAUGGAGGUGAUGGAGGAAAUGGACCACUGAGGAGCAAAAUAAACACAAUUUACACAAGAGACAAAACAGAGAAUUCUUUUUAAAGAUUUCUUGUGAUGACUUGUACACACCCGCUCUUCACAUUCUGGAAUGGAUUCUGUUUAGUUUACUGUUCAUUUCACUUUCAAAGCAGGUUAGUUUCUUUGGUCUGGGCCGUUUUCAAACAGCAUUUUCAAUUCAACUUGGUAGUACAGAGACCAAUUGGGUCAUGUAUUCUGAGUAUUAUAAGAUUCAGUUGUGGCGGGUCAUGUUUUUAGUACUCCAGUAAGGUGCAAGAAGAUGCCAAUCAUGGUCCAGCACCAGAAGUCUGCAUAAAAAUGCAUUUAGAAGUCCAGUUGGUCUUACAGGAACACAUUGGCCAUUUUAACACUGAUCAACAACCUGUUCAAAAACAAGAUUUCUAGAGUUCCCAAAGGUUGUUAAAUAUAGAGAAAAACUAAAUCAACACAAAGGACUAAAAGACUGAAGUGAAUGGGUGUCAUGAUUAAAACCAAGAGCCCAAUCCUUGUCAUUCAUGGUGGCAAGAACUGGUACAAGUUGUAAACUCAAGCCUUUAAAUGGUUGGAAAAGGAUCUCCAGGGGAAAUUAAAUGCAUUGCAUUCAGCUGUAAUAACUGCCUUUUUAUAACUUGUUGAUUGCAGCUCAAAAGGAUCAUUGCCAUGAAGAGUAAAACAAAAUCGCUUAGAUAUCUUUAAAUAGGAAUGAAAUAAUCCUCCGUUUUAAGAGAAUUUUGUCAGAUUAUCAAUUGAAUCUGACACAAAAGGUUGCAGUAUGACCUACAAAUAUAAAUAUCUAUGAAGGACUCUGCAAAACAUGUUGUUUUAAAACUGAAAGUGCUCUAAGUAUCUGAUAAAAAUUGGCUAAUUACAAUACAUGAAAUUGUAAAGCGCUUUAAAAAUGUUUUCAGUAUCAACCAUAUGGUGUUAAUGAUAAACUCAACUCUUCAGAAGUAACUCCACCACUCUUGUGUUUCCUAGUUCAACAUGUGUGUUAUGAAACAUUUUCACCUCCUUAAAAUGCAGACAAGUUUAAGUAGGGUGCUUUCUGUUGUGUCAUGUUUUAAGGAUGUAUUUAUUAUGUUCAAGCUAAUUUCUAUCAUUAAUUGUUAACCCCUAACUUCACGGUGAUGUGUUGGAAACAGGUUGUGGAAUUAAUCAUGCUGCUGACGUCCCUUUUCCGAGGUUAGCUGGACUUUAAACUCUCUGCCACUUCACUACCUGUCUGCUCACAAACAGUAUCAACAGCAGGGACAUUUCCACUGACCUGCUCACAAGCAUACAUGUCUGGCAGCAAAAACGACCCUUCUAGGUUCUCCUGUGUGUUUACCUUUCCACCCACUCCAUUCUGGUUCACCAAAUAAGGAAAGAACAGGUGUGUUGUAGAGGUGUGAUGCAGAUCAACAACCUAACAAAGAAACAGAUUGUAGCUCAACUGUUUUGUGUGAAAUAUUUUUGUACAGUCUGAUAUUCCAUUAAUAUUUUAUACCUUUAUAUCCAUUUUGUUUUGUGAUUUUAUUUUGUGGCAUUUUUCUGUACUAAGGUAAAAGCUUUAUCAGCAUUUGAUUCCACAGCCUCCGUGAAUAUCUUGCCUCCACUUGUGUCUCUUAUCGUGAAGACAGUGUCAAUAAAUAUAGUUUUGAAGGUUUCUAAGAUAAGUAAUUGUCUUCAUGAAAUGAUGUUAUUCUACAUAAAUAUAAUGUUUCUGUCUUUUCUCUUGUUCUUAAAAUACUAAAUAAAAAGGCAAUGUGGCAAACAA
This is a messenger RNA of Girardinichthys multiradiatus, 2438 nucleotides long. Its product is annotated as DEP domain-containing mTOR-interacting protein-like. Bases 195 to 674 code for a protein of 159 amino acids. The transcript has 5 exons. Gene Ontology annotation, molecular function: protein binding. Lineage: Eukaryota; Metazoa; Chordata; Actinopteri; Cyprinodontiformes; Goodeidae. The record is from RefSeq and is a predicted model, not a curated record.